Messenger RNA from Naegleria fowleri, 657 nucleotides. RefSeq lists its product as uncharacterized. NCBI's taxonomy places the organism in Eukaryota, Heterolobosea, Eutetramitea, Acrasida, Naegleriidae. Gene Ontology annotation, molecular function: protein serine/threonine phosphatase activity. Gene Ontology annotation, biological process: protein dephosphorylation. The transcript has 3 exons. The coding region runs from base 1 to 657 and encodes 218 amino acids. The record is from RefSeq and is a predicted model, not a curated record.
AUGGAGGAGUUGAAAAUUGAUAAGGUCAAAAACUCAUUGCAUCGCAGUAUAUCUGUUCAUGCCAUUCCAUCCAUAGCUAACCUUUGUGACAACCUAUUCAAUAAUCAAUCUCGUAAACUCUCCUAUUCUUCAGCAAGUGCGCAAGGCAAACGACCCACCAUGGAAGAUGAGCACUUCUUUGUGAAGAACAUUGAAGAGGCUCUUAGCCAACCUCCAAAUUUUCGAUUUCAUGCCAUGUUUGGUGUUUUUGACGGGCAUUGCGGACCUGAAUGUGCACAACAUUGUAAAGAGGACAUUGUUAGGGCCUUUGUUGAAAGCUUUGAAGCUUGUGACAUUGAAUUCAAGCAAAAGUUGUUCGGAGGUUCAGACGAUUCGCUCUUUUCAGCAGAAGAAUAUUAUGCUGGUUGUACAGCCAAUGUUUGUGUUUUAAGGAACGAUGAUUUAUAUGUCGCAAACCUUGGAGACACAAGGUGUGUUCUCGCCCACAAAGGUUUUGCUAUUCAACUUUCAGAAGAUCACAAACCAAGCAAUAAGGAUGAGAGGAUGAGGAUUGAAAAAAACGGAGGAAUUGUUUCAUUUGGAAGAGUGAAUGGAGCUCUUGCCGUAUCAAGAGCCUUCGGAGAUUUUGAGUUUAAAAGAAGGGUUCAAAUCUUGUGA